Messenger RNA from Cyphellophora attinorum, 2661 nucleotides. RefSeq names its product putative dioxygenase subunit alpha YeaW. The record is from RefSeq and is a predicted model, not a curated record. NCBI's taxonomy places the organism in Eukaryota, Fungi, Ascomycota, Eurotiomycetes, Chaetothyriales, Cyphellophoraceae. The transcript is spliced from 7 exons. The coding region runs from base 1 to 2661 and encodes 886 amino acids. Gene Ontology annotation, molecular function: 2 iron, 2 sulfur cluster binding; iron ion binding.
AUGGCACAGAGGGCAAAUGCCUACGGGCCCCCAGAGCAACAACAGUCCCGAGCACUGCCAGCUUCCUGGUACUGGAGAGACGAGCUGUACCAGUUGGAAAGGCGAGCCAUAUUCUCCAAGCGAUGGUUGCUCGUAACUCAUAAGUUGCGAUUCACGAAGCCCGGAGACUACCUUCGCUUCGAACAGGCCGGAUAUUCCUUUGUGCUUUGCCUGGCUAAGGAUGGCAAGACUAUCAACGGCUUCCACAACGUCUGCCGACAUCGAGCAUUUCCAGUGGUCACCGAAGAUGCUGGGAACGCGAGGAUAUUCUCGUGCAAGUAUCAUGGCUGGUCAUACAGUAUCAACGGUCAGCUUGCUAAAGCACCUCGGUUCGACACCGUAUCCUCGUUUGACAAGACCGACCACGGUCUGUUUCCUGUUCACGUGCACAUUGACGCCUUAGGCUUUGUCUGGGUCAACAUGGACGCAUCGUCGACUCCAAUACCGUGGGCGGAUGAUUUCGAGGGGGUUGACACCCAAGAGCGGUUCAAAGCCUUUGAUACCUCCAAUUACCACUUCGACCAUGUCUGGACCGCGCCAGGCAACUUCAAUUGGAAAACACUUGCCGACAACUACAACGAAUGUUAUCAUUGUCAAAUAGCCCAUCCUGAUGUCAGCAAGUUGGCCGACUUGUCCUUUUACUACACAAUUUCCAAACCUGGGUACAUUCAGCAUUUCUCGCGACCGAAGCAGGGAAAGGAAACCGACGACAUCAAGAACGUCAGCACAUAUUACUUCCCGAAUGCCUGCAUGACCAUUACGCCCGAAUUUUUCUACAUGAUGCGGUGUGUACCUUCGUCGGCCAGCACGGUCACGAUGGAAUACGAGGUCUACCGCCACAACGAUGCGACCGACGAGGGAUUCGAAUACAUUGAUGCCUGGUUCAAACGUGUGCUUAGUGAGGACAAAUACUUGUGUGAUAACGUGCAGAAGAACUUGAACGCGGGCGUAUUUGUUAAUGGAGAAUUACAUCCCGAACUUGAAAGCGCGCCAUUUCUCCUUCCUAGCAGCGAUGUCAUGAACGACGUGGCCGUCUGUUACUUCCGCUUUUGCCACAUGCAGCCUCUGUGGCUGUUCGAUCCGGCCGAAAUGACGUCCAUUCCAGACUAUCGCGAAGAAAUAUUGUUUUCUCUCCUGGCACUAGCUUCGUGUCACUCAAAGCAUCCGUUCUUACGCGGUCGAGCCGACGAAUUGAGCGAGAGUUACGCCCAAGCCGCCCGAGAACACCUGAUGCAGCGCAUCGCGAAGACCGGAGCCUCGCUCUCGACGAUACAGGGCCUCUGCAUGCUGGCGCUCGCUAACUUACAAGCCAACAAUUUAGUCCUCAUGCAACUGCACAUUGGUUUAGCGGUCACCCUCACAAAGUGCGCCAGAUUCGAUUUCGAGACACGCACUUCCGAGGACAUGUAUGGACAGCAAAGCUCGGCUACGGAUAUUUUGGAGGAUAUCUCACGUCCCCGAUAUGUCGCGGCUCACGUAGACUUCCGGAAGAAGUUGAGUGAGCUCCCGCCAUUUUUGCCACGAGAGGACACGAUACUCCGCCGCAGCACUUCUGUGCCUCAAAAGAACAGCGGAGUCUGGGCGUACAUGAUCCAACUUGGAUCGCUCUGGGCCGAAGUGCGGACCUAUGUGAAGCAAUGGGCUGAGCAGAUUGAUUCUGCGCCUGCUCCGUGGUCGAUCGACUCCGGUUACGCUGCGAUUGGUAGCCAUUUAAUGGAUCUGGAAACCAAGCUACCUGCUCGACAUCGCUUCGACCUUGCACGUUUUCCCGACCAGAACGAACAACAACUGCAAGAGAAUCGUGAAUACUGGAGCCCUUGGAUAUAUCUCCAGUUCACGUACCAUACGAUCCACAACAUCUUGAACCACCCAUUCUUGUACUCAGCCAGACCUCGUCAAUCGGCGCAACUCGCUGUUCCGAAUACUUUCUGGAAGACUUCUUCAGAACUUGCCUUCAUCCACAGUACCUGGGUCGCUCGGCUGAUCGAUAUGGUGACAAGUAAAUCGUACCGCGUCUCAGAUCCAUUCAUCGGUCACUGUACAGCAAUUGCAGCCACUGUGCACAUUUACUUCUGUCGGGCUGCGGACAAGACUACCAGAGAAUCAGCGAUAAGCAGACUUUCACGAUGUGCCGCAUAUCUCGCGGAACUAGCCUUACUCUGGCCCUCGUGCAAAUUUCUACACGCCAAGCUACAAGCCUUGGUUCAGUCAGCUUUUGCGUCCGACACGACGGAUCCAGAGAAUGUGCCUCGAAGAACUAUCUCCAUCAACACGCAGCUGAUGUGGGAUAUCAUCCUUUACGCUUCUGGCACGAAUAAAUUCACGUCGGUUGUUGGAGGCCUCCGAGACGGAACAGAGUUUCGGAGUGACUCUGAUUACGAAGAAGACAACACCAUCGAAAUGGAAAUCUCGCACGAACCUACAAUUGAAGUCAUUUUAUCGAACGGGCAGGCAGUGCCACCCCAGUCAGGCCAACGACGGAGCCGAGACAACACCAGCCAUUUGCAGUACAGUGAUGAUGCGAGCGAGCAAGCAGAAACCUCGGGUGUGCCUGCAGAUAGCAGCAUUGAGCGCUCUGAUCCCAACGGCCUUGCUUUCAGAUUCCUGGAGACCCGUUCCUGA